This is a messenger RNA of Trifolium pratense (red clover), 2760 nucleotides long. RefSeq lists its product as uncharacterized. Gene Ontology annotation, cellular component: mitochondrial inner membrane. The record is from RefSeq and is a predicted model, not a curated record. Bases 119 to 2449 code for a protein of 776 amino acids. Lineage: Eukaryota; Viridiplantae; Streptophyta; Magnoliopsida; Fabales; Fabaceae. Gene Ontology annotation, biological process: intracellular monoatomic cation homeostasis. The transcript has 15 exons.
CCACUCUUGCCACGUCACAAAUCAUUCUUUUCAUUUUCUUUCCUUUUUCUUUCUUCCAAUCUUCUUUCCCUCUUCUCUGUUCUCCGCGUCCUCAAUAUUUCCCUCCAAUUUUCCAUCAAUGGCGGUUACACUACGCCACCUCAAUUUUCCAUCAAUGGCGGUUACACUACGCCACCUCAAUUUUCCAUCGUUAAGUUCAUCGAAUUCUUGGUUUUCGAAAGAUCAACGCAAUGCAGAUACAAAGCUUUCGAACUUGCAUUGCCAGAUGCUAAAUAAGGGAAGAAGUUCAAAAAAGAGACGUUUAUUGCAUCAUGCUUUGUUUUCGAAUUGGAAUAGUGAUGAUAAUGUUUUGACAUUUAAUAAACCUAAAAGAAAUGUAAAGAAUCUGUUAUUUGCAUCUUCUGAUGAUGGUGUGAGUGUUAAUGACGAAUCUCAAUCUCAAGGUAAUGAAACUGAUGCUACAGAGAAUGCAACAUUGGUAGAUGAUGUUGAUUUCUGUGAUGGGCUUUUGCAAUCUUUAUAUGAUGCUGCUAGGGUUUUUGAGUUGGAAAUUAAAGAGCACAACUCGCUUUCAAGAGUUUGGUUUCCAACAGUUUGGUUUGAAGUAGAGCGAAAUGCAUGGGAAAAGACACUGUCAUACCAGGCUUCUGUGUACUCCUUAUUGCAAGCUGCAAGUGAAUUUUCAUCCCAGAGUGAUGAGAGAGACAAAAAUGUCAAUGUGUAUGUUCAAAAGAGUUUACUUCGGCUUUCGGCUCAGCUGGAGAGUUCAAUUAGAGAAAAAUUACCAGCCAAACAGCCCAAAGCAUAUGACUGGUUUUGGUCCAAGAAAGUUCCAGCUGUAGUGGCUUCCUUUAUUAAUAAGUUUGAAGGGUCUGAAAAAAAUAUCUGUGGGGGUUUAAGCUGUACAAGUGAAGUAUCACUUCUUAUGCUUGCACUAUCAUGCAUUGCUGCAAUCACUAAAGUUGGUCCGACAAAACUUUCUUGUUCACAAUUCUUUUCCAUGAGCACGGAGAUAACUGGUAGUUUGAUGGAUAUGCUGGUUGGUUUAAUUCCUAUAAGCCAAGCCUAUAGUUUUGCCCGGGAUGCUGGUCUAUGUAGAGAAUUUCUUGUUCAUUUUGGUCCUCGAGCUGCAGCAUGCAGAGGUACAGUUGAGCAAGGUUCACAAGAGGUUAUUUUCUGGGUAUAUAUUGCUCAAAGGCAGCUACAAAAAGCUAUUGAUAAGGAGAGAAUCUGGUCAAGAUUGACAACAUCUGAAAGUAUAGAGGUCUUGGAGAAAGAUUUAGCAAUAUUUGGGUUCUUUAUUGCUUUAGGUAGAAGUACGCGGUCCUAUAUGUUAUCAAACGGUUUCAACACUCUAGAUGAUCCAGUUGAAGAUUUCAUAAGGUAUCUUAUUGUUGGCAGUGUUCUAUAUUACCCUGAGCUCUCAUCCAUAAGUUCAUAUCAAUUGUACAUGGAGGUGGUCUGUGAAGAGUUGGAUUGGCUUCCUUUUUAUCCUGGAAUCACCAGCACUACAAAACAACUACAUAUGCAUAAAAGUAAACAAGAAGGUCCUCCAAAUGCUGAAGCAAUUCCCCAAGCACUAGAUAUUUGCUUUGAUUGGAUGCAGAGCUUUAUAAAAUACAGUACAUGGCUAGAGAGCCCUUCUAAUGUGAAAGCGGCUAGAUAUUUGUCAAUAGGGCACAGGAAGUUGUUGGAGUGCAUGGAAGUUAGGAUAUUGAAAGAUAAGACAUUGGAGAUUAGUGCCAACAAAACAGUUGAGAGAUCUGUAGUUCAUUCAAGUGCAAAAGUGUCAGAUUCUUUUGAUGAGGCUUUGAAAAGUGUGGAAGAAGUUUUGCUAAGACUGGAGAAUUUGCUUCAAGAGUUGUAUGCAUCAAGUGCUAGUUCUGGAAAAGAGCAUUUGAAAGCACCCUAUUCUGUUCUAGAAAAAAUAUGGAAGCUCAAGAAAGAAGCUGAGUUCCUGGAGGCAUCUUUCAGCACAAAAGAAGAUUCUCUGCAAGAAGAAUCGGUGCUUAUGGAUGAUGGUGCUGGAGAUCAGAUGGUCCAGGUUCAGAAGGAAGGAAAUAUCAUUAAAAAGUCUUUAAGCAAGCUAAAGGAAACAGGAACAGAUGUUUGGCAAGGAACUCAACUUCUAGCUGUUGACGCUGCUGCUGCCAUGGGUUUACUUAGAAGAAUCUUGAUGCGGGAUGAAUUAACUGAUAAAGAGAAGAAAACACUCAAGAGAACCUUGACUGACAUGGUUUCAGUUAUUCCAAUUGGAUUUUUAAUGCUUCUUCCGGUUACUGCUGUUGGGCAUGCAGCCAUGUUAGCUGCUAUUAAGAAAUAUGUACCAGCUAUGAUUCCAUCGACUUAUUCACCAGAAAGGUUGGAUAUCUUGAGGCAGCUUGAGAAAAUGAAGCAAAUGACAACCUGUGAUUUGGGCUCAAAUGAGGAACCAAAUGAAGUUAAUUGAGCAGAAGGAAAGCGCAUGCAGAUUUUUGUUCGGCAUCGCUAGCAAAAUUGUCAAUUCUUUGUUAGGUCUUAUACAACUUAGGUUUAGCAUUCUUUAUCAAUCCCAAUUUUCUUGAAACAAAUUUUGGCAUAUAGAAAUUCAUUCCACGUGUCUGGCAUUGAUCCAGAUGGGCACCAAUUAACUGCAAUACUUGGAAGUGUGCUCAUCUUUCCUUUAUUCUGACAAAUAUGUGAUGCUCAAAAACUGGAAAUUUCCAGCUUCAAUAUUCCAUUUGUUAGAUAAUCAAUCAUAUAUGCAUAUAGUGUUGUUAU